Vombatus ursinus (common wombat) is the source of this 2290-nucleotide messenger RNA. It is a transcript of the gene CCDC93, whose product is annotated as coiled-coil domain containing 93. The transcript is spliced from 23 exons. The record is from RefSeq and is a predicted model, not a curated record. NCBI's taxonomy places the organism in Eukaryota, Metazoa, Chordata, Mammalia, Diprotodontia, Vombatidae. The coding region runs from base 98 to 1942 and encodes 614 amino acids. Gene Ontology annotation, biological process: Golgi to plasma membrane transport.
ACCCCGGUAGCAGCUCGGAACAAGAGACGACUUCCUCUGGUGGUUCCCCGCCUCGGCUCUGCUGCAGCUGCCUGCCCGGGACCUGGGUGGGUGGGUCAUGGAGCCCCCCCGGGGGCAGGAGCCCCAGGCUCCUCAAGAGGUGGAAACAAGAGAAGAUGAAGAACAAAACAUCAAGUUGGCAGAAAUUUUGGAGCUCUUGGUUGCAGCUGGAUAUUUCAGGGCGAGAAUUAAAGGCUUGUCACCCUUUGACAAGGUAGUAGGAGGAAUGACUUGGUGUAUCACUACUUGCAACUUUGAUAUAGACGUUGACUUACUGUUUCAGGAAAACUCUACAAUAGGUCAAAAAAUUGCCCUGACAGAAAAAAUUGUGUCUGUCCUGCCAAGGAUGAAGUGCCCACAUCGCCUGGAGCCCCAUCAGAUCCAGGGGCUGGAUUUCAUUCAUAUAUUUCCUGUUGUUCAGUGGUUGGUGAAACGUGCCAUAGAAACCAGAGAAGAAAUGGGUGACUACAUCCGUUCCUACUCCAUAUCUCAGUUUCAGAAAACCUAUAGUCUCCCUGAGGAUGAUGACUUCCUGCAAAGAAAAGAAAAGUCCAUCAAGACAGUAACCGAUAUAUUUGAUGUUUACAAACCUCGUCGGAAAUACAGGCGUCAGAAGGGAGCUGAAGAGCUCCUAGAUGAAGAAUCUCGAGUCCAUACUACCCUUUUGGAAUAUGGCAGGCGAUAUGGAUUAAGUAGACAGAGCAAAACAGAGAAGACCGAGGACAAGAAAAUGGUGUUGCCUUCAGGGUUCUCAGGGUCAGGAAAAUCCCUUGACGAAGAUGAGCUUCAAGCUGCCGAAGAGUGCCAUAUUGAAACUCUGAUGACUAAAAUGGCUGCUAUGGCAACAGAAGAGAGCCGACUGACCGCAAGUGCAGUAGGCCAGAUUGUGGGGCUUCGCUCUGAGGAGAUCAAGCAGAUUGUCUCAGAAUAUGCCGAGAAGCAGUCAGAGCUUUUGGCUGAAUCAAGUCCAGAAAAAUUAGGAGUGACCCAGCAACAUCGCCGAAAAGUCGCUUCUUUGAACAAGCAAAUUCAACAGAAAACCAAACUUCUAGAAGAGUUACAGGCCAAGUGCACAGACUUACAAGCCAAAUAUGAUGAAGCAAAGACAAAACUAUCAGAAGUAAAGAGUUACAGUGAGAAACUGGACCAAGAAUUGGCAGCCCUCGAGAAAAUAGAAUCCCAGGCUGACCCAAGCAUUCUGCAGAAUUUAAGAGCGCUUGUAGCUAUGAAUGAAAAUCUGAAAAGUCAGGAACAAGAGUUCAAAGCACAUUGCAGAGAAGAGAUGGCACGCCUGCAGCAGAAUAUUGAAAAUUUAAAAGCUGAAGCAUCAGAAGAUGGAGAUGAAAAGGAGCCCAACAGAAUUAUAGAACAACAGUAUAAAAUUGAGAAAGAAAAGCUUCAGAAAAUCCGACUGUUGCUGGCUCGAAGAAACCGAGAAAUAGCAAUUUUGCAACGCAAGAUUGAUGAAGUACCCAGCAGAGCUGAGUUAACACAGUAUCAGAAGAGAUUUAUUGAACUCUACAGUCAGGUGUCAGCAACCCACAAAGAAACCAAGCAGUUUUUCACUCUAUAUAACACACUGGAUGAUAAGAAGGUUUAUUUGGAAAAAGAGAUUUCUUUGCUGAAUUCAAUUCAUGAAAACUUCCAACAAGCAAUGGCGUCCUCGGCUGCCCGUGACCAGUUUUUGCGACAGAUGGAACAGAUUGUAGAUGGAAUUAAACAAAAUAGGAUGAAGUUGGAGAAGAAGAAACAAGAGAACAAAAUGAGAAGAGACCAGUUAAAUGAUGAAUAUCUGGAACUAUUAGAAAAACAGAGGCUAUAUUUUAAAACUGUGAAAGAAUUCAAGGAGGAAUGCCGCAAGAAUGAAAUACUGCUGUCCAAGGUGAAAUCCCAUAUUUCCUGAGAAAUCACAUCAGCUGGCAACCUUAAUUGAUUUUUCUAGCCUGGAGAUGAUUACCACGUUAUGAAACGUGAUAGUAGCAGCCCAGAGAUGCCGGCAGAUUGCUUCAAAUACUCUGGAUUUUUUUUCUAUUUUGUUUCUUUUCAUUCCCGUGCCAGGUGUUAAUGACAGUCAUUCAACACAAAGGGUAUAACUAGAGUAAAAGCCCUUCCACAGAAUAAGAUGUAAUGUGGCCAAUAUUUCUUUUCUGUAUAGAUUUUUCUUUUAUAUCCAAAAUAACAUUACAUAUAAUUAAGAUAUCAGGAAAAAUAUUUGCAUAAAGUCUCUAUAAAAUAAAAAUUAACUCAUUCA